AUGCGGGUUCUCUCAGGAGAAAAGAUCUGGCCGCCUCCCAUCUGGAUGAUGCGUCAGGCCGGACGGUAUCUUCCCGAAUACCGGGAAGUCCGGAAGAACGCUUCCAACUUCCUGGACUUCUGUUACUCCCCCGAUCUUGCAACUGAAGUCACACUGCAGCCGAUCCGCCGGUAUGGUUUUGAUGCGAGUAUUCUGUUUUCGGAUAUCUUCGUCGUCCCCGAUGCAAUCGGAUACCCUGUCCGUUUUGAAGAAGGACGUGGUCCGGUUCUGGAGCCACUGUCUUCAGACCUUCUUGAUCGUCUGGAACAGGACAGGGCCGAGGAUCAUCUGAAACCCGUCAUGGAGACCGUUUCGCGUCUUCGGGCGGAACUCCCUGACGAAACAACGCUGCUUGGCUUCUGUGGAGCUCCCUGGACGGUUGCCUGCUAUUCCGUUGCCGGACACACGACGCAGGAUCAGGUUGCCGCACGUGUCGGGGCCUAUCGUGAUCCGGACCUCAUGCAGCGGUUUGUCGAUCAGCUUGUCACCGCGUCCAUCAGAUACCUGAUCCGACAGCUGGAUGCCGGCGCCGAUGCGGUGCAGAUAUUCGACACCUGGGCCGGAGUUCUGGAUGAUGCCGGGUUCCGUCGCUGGUCGAUCGAACCAACCAAAAAGAUCGUUGAUGGCGUGCGGGCCAUCCGGCCUGACGCGAAGAUCAUCGGUUUUCCAAAGGCGUCUUCAGCAAGAAUAAUGACCUUCAUCGAGGGAACUGGUGUUGAUGCCGUCGGUUUCGACUGGACUGCUCCUGAUCAUCUUGCGCUCGACAUCCAGAAAAAAGUUCCGAUCCAGGGGAAUCUCGAUCCGAUGCGGCUGGUUGCUGGUGGCAAGGCUCUUGAAGAUGGAGUUGCCCACAUUCUGGAAACAUUUGACACGGGACCCCUGAUCUUCAAUCUCGGGCACGGGGUUACACCGGAUGCGGAUCCCGACAAUGUCAAACGUAUGGUCGAACAGGUCCGGAGAGGCUGA
Molecule: messenger RNA, 1005 nt
Organism: Effrenium voratum
Lineage: Eukaryota; Dinophyceae; Suessiales; Symbiodiniaceae
Source: the annotation of a GenBank genome assembly